GAUGGAGGACACAUUGGAACUUCAAUUGACCACUACUCAUUACAUGACCUCUGACCUUAUUCUCUCAACAAACCUCACCAACCUGACCGACUGCACCAACACCAACUCCAGCUGCACCGUCUCUAGCGUCAAGCUCUCCCCUUACUACCAACACUCUUUGGCUAUAGCAGCCAGCUUUACCCUAGCCUACCUGUUCAUCUUCAUGCCAUGCAUGGUGGGUAAUUGCCUGGUGUGCCUCAUUGUGGUUAAGAACCGUCACAUGCGGACAGUUACCAACCUCUUCAUCCUCAACCUGGCUAUCAGUGACCUGCUGGUGGGCAUCUUCUGCAUCCCGACUACGCUGGUGGACAACCUCAUCACAGGCUGGCCCUUUAGCAAUGCAGUGUGUAAGUUAAGUGGCCUGGUACAGGGGAUAUCAGUGGCUGCAUCUGUCUUCACCUUGGUUGCCAUCGCCGUGGAUAGAUUCCGCUGUAUUGUUUACCCCUUUAAGCCCAAGCUAACCCUUCUUGUUGCUAAGGCAACUAUAGGGCUGGUGUGGGCUCUUGCACUGGUGAUCAUGCUUCCGUCGGCUGUGAUGCUGACGGUGGAUCAAGAGAAGGGUCACUUCAUGGUAUCCAGUGACAACAAAAUCUACCCUCUCUACUACUGCUAUGAGACCUGGCCUGACCCUGAGAUGAGGAAAGUUUACACCAUGGUCCUGUUUACACACAUCUACCUGAUGCCCUUAGCUCUUAUCAUGAUCAUGUAUGGCUGCAUCGGAGCCAAGCUUUCUGCGACAGCUAUUCUAUCCAACAGUGGGCACCCAGAUAUUAAGUCCCCUAUCUCCCAGAGGAAGGUCAAGGUAGUUAAAAUGCUAAUCGUGGUGGCUCUCCUCUUCAUGCUGUCCUGGCUGCCACUCUGGACCCUGAUGCUCCUCACAGACUACGCCAGACCUGAAGGGGACCAGCUGGACCUUCUGACAGGCUACAUCUUCCCUUUCUCCCACUGGCUGGCCUUCUCCAACUCCAGCAUCAACCCCAUCAUCUAUGGCUACUUCAAUGAAAACUUUAAGAAGGGCUUCCAGGCUGCCUGUCGUCCUGGAUCCUGUUGCAGUGUGGUCCCCCAGGAGCAGGCGGUGAGCAGGAAUCAUCAGGGGUGCAAGGCCAGAACCACCCGGGACACAGCCCUCAGUGCCAACCCUCUCACCAUCCGGGGGGUGAGAAACCGCAUCCACACUGACAGCGACCUGACGGGCUGCGUGUGUCUAGAGAUGGAGCAGAGGAAGGCAGAGUGCUCGGCUGAGGCAGGAGGCUGGCGGGGCUCAGAGGCAGAGGGAAGUAACAGUAACGCUGGAGUGUCAAUAAAAAGGGGUGUUCAUACGGAGGAUGUUGAUGGACUCUCUCCAAUGGGGGUUGCUGUGUGUCAGGCGUGGGAGCAUUGAAAGGCAGUGGGGUGGACAACAACAGUGGGGUGGACAACAACAGUGGGGUGGACAACAACAGUGAGGUGGACAACAACAGUGGGGUGGACAACAACAGUGGGGUGGACAACAACAGUGAG
Molecule: messenger RNA, 1539 nt
Organism: Oncorhynchus keta (chum salmon)
Lineage: Eukaryota; Metazoa; Chordata; Actinopteri; Salmoniformes; Salmonidae
Product: neuropeptide FF receptor 1-like
Exons: 3
Coding region: 2-1420 (472 amino acids)
Biological process (GO): G protein-coupled receptor signaling pathway
Cellular component (GO): membrane
Molecular function (GO): neuropeptide receptor activity; peptide binding
Source: RefSeq, a predicted model, not a curated record